CCACGGCGCGGCUCGCCAGGCACAUCCCGAGGAGGCACGCGCUCAGCCUGCGAGUGAGCUGAGCGUCUAAAAGGCAGCGAGGGGCAAGCAUUGCAAAACCGGCUCUUCCGCCUUGGGAAUCAGCUGACUGCUGCGAGGAAGUGAGCUCCUUCAGGGCUUGUAGUUGCAAACCCGGAGCCUCGAAAGCAUUUCGGUGGGGGAGUGACGCGCCAAGCCCCUCAACCUUAUCGCUCCUCGUCCACAUCCCCGCCCCAAGGGAUUGUUGUAAACCGGGAAGGCCCAAAGCUCCCUCACAGUUCCCUCACUGGGGAGGACACUGCAGAGAUGGCAGGGCUCGUGGUAAAUGGAACUCAAGUGUCUUACAUUGGUCAAGAUUGCAAAGAAAUCCCAGAAUUUCUAGGGAGGAAAUACGGAAACAUUGCAAGAAGGCUGGAUCUUAGCUUCAACUUGUUACGGUCAGUGGAAGGACUGGAGACGUUUAGCAGCUUGGAAGAACUCAUCUUGGACAACAAUCUCCUCGGGAAUGACCUCCGGUUACCCAGGUUACCACACCUCCAUACGCUGAUGCUCAACAAGAACCAAAUAACAGAACUGGAGGGUCUGCUAGAUCACUUGGUUGAAGUAGCACCUUCCCUGGAGUACCUCAGUUUGCUAGGAAAUACAGCAUGCCCAAAUGAGCUGGUCUGCAAAGACAAGGAUGAAGGAGACUACCGAAGAUACAGGUAUUUUGUUUUGCACAAAUUAACCAAACUGAAAUUUCUGGAUUCUCGGAAAGUAAGCCGAACUGAACGGGAGGAAGCCAGUCUAAGGGGAGCAUUUAUGAAGGUGGUGAAGCCCAGGGAUGCUAAGGUCUCCGCUGAUGGUUCCCCCAUUUCUCCUCAGAUACACUAUACACCAUUGCCAUCUGGAUCAAGGGAUCUCACCAACCACAGAGGUGUUCUAGGGAAAUGCCGUUAUGUCUACUACGGGAAGCAUUCGGAAGGCAACCGAUUUAUACGCGAUGACCAGCUCUGAGGGGAAAUGUGCCUGUGCGAAAGCAUCCAUCACGGCACAUCACACCACCCAGAGAAAGAGAAUGAGGGAGAGAAAAACAAAUUGCAUCCAUAUCUUGAAAAGGAAAAGAAAAAGCAUGUGUAAACCAAAGUCCUCCAGUACCUUCUGCUGACUUUGCCAGACUUGUCAAAAUCAUCCUUCUGCUUUAGCCUGAGUAGUCACAUAGAGAUUGACAUGAUUGCCUCUAAGCAGGUCCCAUCCACCAGUGUGACAGACAGCUGCAGCAAAGCACCAGGCCUGACAGGAAGAACACCAUGAUGGAUUGCCUGGUCCAAUUGCUGCUCGCCGAAGAGCAAAGGUCACACCUGGGGCCUCACAGAGCAUGCUCAGCUGCUUUUAAGAAAAGCAACCCUUUUUAUCUGCAGCUUACCAGUGGAGUCAGAAAGCUGCACGUUUAUCCAGAAAAGCUUGUAGUUUAAGAUUUUCAAAAUGCACCAAUUCUCCACCGGUUUAAUUUCCUUUUAAAAAGCCACCUUAAAAAAAAUGUAGAUACAUGGUGGGGCAGGCACAGUACAUGUAAAAGAACAGGGUUUGGGUGUUCACCAGUAAAUGGUGGAGGAGAGAUUACUUGAUAAAAUGCAGAAGUUUUUGAAUUUGCUCCUAUUAAAUUAAAAAUACAAAUACAGGAACAUAGAAGUAACACAGGAGCUACAAAAGGUGGCCCAGUUUACAUAAUUUUGGGAAAGAAGAGUAAUUCCUCUCGUUCUCAUCAGCACUUGGAAAUCAGCAAGUUUCUCCUGUUCUCAAGUAGUAUUGGCGGUCUUUCUACUCACCAGUGUCCCCAAAAAGCAAUCCUAGCCUAUUGCCUUUUUGCUAACUCAAAUUAACCUCUUAUUGGAGUUUUUGGAAAAAGGGAUUUUCUUGUUGUUUUAAUUUUUUUUUUAGAGAAUUGCUUAGUCUCAAAUAUGAAGCCUUCUUGGGCUCAUAGUUUUUGGUGAAAGCGCAGGAAUUACCACUAGAGCAAACACAUCCCUCCUCCUUGCUCACCUAUAAUGUUUAGUGUAAUUGAAAAAACGUGCCAUGAGAUGGUUAUUCUGCAUUUCCUUCUUCCUCCUUUGCUGCUUACAGGGACACUCAACAGAUUUCACACCAUGUGCUUUGUAUUCCUAGAAACAGAGCAAUGGAGAUGCUGGAGUGUUCUCUUCUAUGGCAGCUUUGUGUUAGUUGUAUCAUCUAGUUCUGUUCUCACUUCAUAUCCUAGGUCCUACUCACAAUGUGCAGAAAGCAAGUCAUGUGGCCGUCUACUCAGCUUUAUUUAGCACCACUUCAACUUUUGCAUUAUACAAUUUAUGUUUUUUUUAUUUGCAAGUGUAUUAAACCAACAUAGGGGGAGGAUUUUCUUCAGUCAUACCAGUUGCAUAAUGGAACUUCACUUCAUGAAGGAGCUUUUUUUCCCCCACAACAGCAGCCAGGUGACUCCUGUGUUACAACCAGUAGAGCUUUCCACUCUACCGGUGUCGAAAAGGGUGCUGGCCCAAGUCCCGAAUUUACUACUAUCUUUUCAGUAGCCUUUUCAUAUAUAGAUAUGAUAUUCUGUGAAGAAGCCUGUUAACGGAAAAAUUGUGUAUCAUGAGUUGAUCACGGGAACUUUUUUCACAAGCUAGAGACAGCCAUAAGAAUCUAAUGUGAGGAACUAUUAUUUGGCUUUUACAUUCAUUUCUGUUUCAAAAGGUGUAAAACUAGAGGAGGGAGGCACUGGUAAAUAUUAUUAGUUGCAUGUUUUGGGGAAAAGUCUGAUGAUUUCCCUAAAAACAACUGUAAGCGGGAAGUCAUGCUCACUUAUAUU
Pogona vitticeps (central bearded dragon) is the source of this 2839-nucleotide messenger RNA. Lineage: Eukaryota; Metazoa; Chordata; Lepidosauria; Squamata; Agamidae. The record is from RefSeq and is a predicted model, not a curated record.